AUGGCCCUGAAAGGACAAGCCGCGACAGGCUGGAAGGCCUGGUCCGUAAAGAAGCGCAUGCUAAUCAUCGGCUCUGUCGCUCUCGUGAUCGCCCUCGCUAUUGGUCUGGGUGUCGGUUUGGGUGUUGGUCUGCAUAAGGGAGGGGACGACGACGAAGGCGAGGUUCCGCCCACCUCUGGAGGGGGCGUGACCACGGCCAAGUGGCAACCGGCUGUGGGAACGAAAUGGCAGAUCGAGCUUCUGUAUGCUCUCAACGACACCUCGGUGGAUGCGGAUAUCUACGAUAUCGAUCUCUUCAACAACGACAAGUCGACCAUCGACGAUCUGCACAAGCAAGGCCGCAAGGUGAUCUGCUACUUUUCCGCCGGAAGCUACGAGAACUGGAGACCCGACAAGGACAAGUUCAAGGAUUCCGACCUGGGCCGCACGCUUAAUGGAUGGCCGAACGAGAAAUGGCUCAAUCUCAACUCCGCGAAUGUGCGCAAGAUCAUGACGUCGCGUCUGGAUAUGGCGGUCGAGAAGAACUGCGAUGGAGUCGACCCGGAUAACGUCGAUGCGUACGACAACGAGAACGGCCUAGACAUGAAGAAGGAGGAUUCGGCGAACUUUGUGAUGUGGCUUGCCAACGAAGCGCAUGCGCGCAAUAUGUCCAUUGGAUUGAAAAAUGCCGGGGCGAUCAUCCCCGCAGUGAUCGACAACAUGCAGUGGAGCGUGAACGAGCAAUGCGCGCAAUAUGAGGAGUGCGACACCUAUGCCGCUUUCAUCGAUAAGAACAAGCCCGUCUUCCAUAUCGAAUACCCUAAGGGUGACGACACGAACAACAACGAAAUGGUCACCACGAACCAGAAGAACAAAGCUUGCGACUUUUCCGGAUCUUCCAACUUUUCGACCGUCAUCAAGAACAUGAAUUUAGACAACUGGAUCCAGGCUUGCUAG
Aspergillus alliaceus is the source of this 936-nucleotide messenger RNA. RefSeq names its product endo alpha-1,4 polygalactosaminidase. The transcript has a single exon. The record is from RefSeq and is a predicted model, not a curated record. NCBI's taxonomy places the organism in Eukaryota, Fungi, Ascomycota, Eurotiomycetes, Eurotiales, Aspergillaceae. Bases 1 to 936 code for a protein of 311 amino acids.